Stylonychia lemnae is the source of this 1071-nucleotide messenger RNA. The record is from the annotation of a GenBank genome assembly. Lineage: Eukaryota; Ciliophora; Spirotrichea; Sporadotrichida; Oxytrichidae.
AUGCUAAUAUGUGGAAAGUGCAACAGAUUUUUCAAUACAGGAGAGAGAAAACCUCUAAACUUGCCUUGUGGUGAUGUGAUUUGCUCAGUCUGCUUUAACUUCGAAAUAAGUCAGGUGCAAACAGAAGUGUCUAAUUGCCCUUUUGAUGAUAAACACUUGUUUACAAAGAAUAUGAACGUAGUCGAAUCUAUGUUCCUGAUCAGACAUCUCAAAGAAUUUGAUUUCUAUAACAUUUACUGUCAUGAGCAUUAAUCCGAGUAAGCUAAAAAGAUUUGCAUAGAAGAGGAUCAAAUGGUUUGUAACAGCUGCCUGAUCUAAGAUCCACAUAGAGGUCAUCUUGAGAAAGAUAGCAUUCAUUUAGAUAUUAAAAAGGAAUACAUCAGAGAGUCAAUGGAAAAAAUGAUUCCAAUUCUAAAACAAGAAAUACUCAGAAUAGAAAAAAUUAUUGAUGAAUAUCAGCAGUAUCUCAAUAAUGAAAGAAGCUUCACUUCACUCUAAAUUACAAAGGAUUAGUAGAUCAAGAGCUCUUGUAGAAAAAUUAGAGUUUUCUUUUUUCAAGACUUGGCUUAGGAUCCAUCUAGUUAGUUUUGCUAUUUAAAGGUUCCAGAGAUGAAUAUAAGGCAAAUAAGUUUCAUCAGCUUUGUGAUGGUAAAGCGUAAACUAUUUCAUUUAUUCUAAGUGAGCAUGGGUAAACGUUUGGAGGUUAUACAGGCACAGAGUGGAAUUAGCAUAUUGGAAGUUACUAAACAGACUAUUAGAGCUUAAUAUAAUAUUCUAUAGUAAUUUGAAUUGCUAAGAAACUUCUUGUUUAACUUGAAUAAGAGAUCUAUAUGUCCUCUCUAUUAAAAUCACUAGUAUGCAACAUAUAACUAUCCAAGUUAUAUGAUGACUUUCGGAAGUAAUCAUGAUUUAUUCAUUGCCAGUGAUUGCAAUGUCAGCACUUCAAGUUCAUCAAACUUAGGAAGUGAUUAUAAAGUACCUGAUGGUGGCCAUUCCACCACUACUUAUUUAGCAGGUAGCUAAAGCUUUAGAGUUAUUGAAAUCGAAGUUUAUUAGAUUAGUUAAAAUUGA